Molecule: messenger RNA, 1128 nt
Organism: Linnemannia hyalina
Lineage: Eukaryota; Fungi; Mortierellomycota; Mortierellomycetes; Mortierellales; Mortierellaceae
Source: the annotation of a GenBank genome assembly
AUGUUCUCGAGUCCAGCAGGAGGCGCAAGCGAGGAAGACAAAUCGGUCAAGUUCACGGGAUGGGCAGCUGUCCCUGGUGGGGACGGUGUUCUUCAGAAAUGGAGUUAUCACCCCCGACCUCUAUCCGCUGACGAGGUUGAGAUUGAGAUCACGCACUGUGGCAUCUGUGGAUCUGACAUCCACUUCAUGACAGAAGGAUGGAGUUCAAUCACACGACCAGCGAUCCCCGGCCACGAGAUCGUCGGUACAGUCGUCAAACGCGGCAAAGACGCAACUCACCAAAUCGGCGAUCGCGUCGGUGUCGGCUGUCUGGUCUCUUGUUGUCGUGGGUCCUCAGUCUGCAAUUGGUGCAGGAAAGGAGAGGACCAGUUUUGUGAGAACAAGACUGUGACGUUUAAUUCGCCCUUCAAGGAUGGGCGUGGGGGCAUCAGUAAGGGUGGGUUUGCGGAUCGUAUCCGCGUUUAUUCUGACUAUGCCUUCAAAAUCCCGAAGGAGAUCUCGUCAGCAGAGGCAGCAUCGUUCUUUUGUGCAGGAAUCACGACUUACACGCCCUUGAAGCGAUACAAAGCGGGACCCAACACCCGCCUCGGUGUCAUCGGUAUCGGAGGAUUGGGCCACAUCGCGUUGCAGUGGGCGGCUGCGAUGGGCUGUCAAGAGAUUGUGGCGAUCUCUGGAAGGGAUAACAAGAAGGACGAGGCCUUCAAACUUGGUGCUACCAAGUUCAUCAACACAAGCGAUAAGGAACAAAUCAAGGAGGCGGCAAAAUCGAUUGACCUGUGCUUGUGCACAAACGGAUCGAGCAACAGCAACUGGGAAGAGUACCUGUCAAUGAUGGCACCCCUUUCACAAUUGGUCCUCUUAGCCAUCCCCGAGGAACCCAUCACCUUUGUUGGUUCCCAUCUGGUCUCUCGGGAUGUCGCUAUCGUCGGAUCCCAUCUCGGAAGCAAGGGCGAUAUUGAGGAGAUGCUAGAGUUUGCUGCGAAACAGGGUAUCCGUCCCUGGAUCGAGAAGCGACCUUUCGAUGAUAUUAACGAGGCAUGCAAGGAUGUUCAUGCAGGCAAGCCACGAUACAGGAUCAUCCUAGAGAUGGACCCCUCUGUCUCCACAGCCACACCCACCUCUUCGUAG